CAUCCUGUUUGCAGUUGAGACAAGCUUUUUCCAGCAGCUGCUUUUCCUCCAAUCCCCUCAGGAGAAUCGGAGCCAGCUAGCAUGGCCCUCGGGGUGCUGUUUUUACUGGUGGCAUUUACUCAAGACAGCUUUUCUGCUUCAAAUAACACAAGCACACCCAGUCCCCUGGAGACAUCGACGACAGUUACAUCCAUUACAGCAGCUCUAACAGUCUCAGAUACAACCCCGAGUAGAGCAAAUGUCACCUCAAAAGCAGCCAGCUCACCUAUGCCCCAAUCCACCGGAGCCAUAAGCAGCACCACAAAAACAAAUGACUCGACCACCAACUGGAGCCCCGUGACUUCUCCUACUGGAUCCAAAGAGCCUCUCACUACCCACAUGGCUGAGUCCAUCAACGGCAGCACUCAGGCAGGACAAUUUAGCCCUAAAGUGGCAUAUUCAACAAAACCAGGCCUGGUGGUCGUGAUCUGCCUCUUUGUCGUUGUCCUAGUCAUUGUGGCCGUUGUGAUCCUAAUAAAAUCCUGCCGUCCGAAGGAACCAGCCUUUCAGAAGUUGGACGAGGUGCCAAUGGGAAAAGUUGCAGAAGGUUCUCCAUUUGCCCGAUAUCCACCGAAAUAACCAAGCAGACCUUUUCCAGCUCAUCUUCUGGGCUCUUGCUCCAUGGAUAUUUCAAGCAAGCAUCAAGAAUGUCUACUCCCCCACAAGAGACUUUGUGUGUGAAAUAAACUUGUUCUAGU
Messenger RNA from Thamnophis elegans (Western terrestrial garter snake), 737 nucleotides. RefSeq lists its product as uncharacterized. The transcript has 4 exons. Lineage: Eukaryota; Metazoa; Chordata; Lepidosauria; Squamata; Natricidae. The coding region runs from base 82 to 618 and encodes 178 amino acids. The record is from RefSeq and is a predicted model, not a curated record.